Messenger RNA from Cyclocybe aegerita, 1017 nucleotides. The record is from the annotation of a GenBank genome assembly. Lineage: Eukaryota; Fungi; Basidiomycota; Agaricomycetes; Agaricales; Hemipholiotaceae.
AUGGCUGGUGAUAAAGAUACCUUGCUAGGCAUGGGCUUUGAUCCCGCUCGAGUCGAAUGGGCUUUGAAGGCGACUGGAAACCGAGGACUGCAACCCGCAAUGGACCAUAUAUUGGAGCAUGAGGGACAGCCCGUUCCCGAUCUCGGGGCUGUUUCCGAGCAAUCAAGUAGCAGGGGCGCGCCUAUGGAUGUCGAUGAGGAUGACGAAGAUGCGGAAGCUUUGAGGAGUCUGGGAGCUGGCAAGGCAGGUCUGGCUGAGGCAAAGAGUAUCAAAUGCUCGGAAUGCGGGAAGGUCUUCAAAAACACGGCUCUGGCUAACUUCCACGCUGAGAAAAGCGGACAUGAUCAGUUCGAGGAGUCCACCGAAGAGAUUAAGCCCCUCACAGAAGAGGAGAAGAAACAAAAACUGGAAGAGUUGCGACAGAAGCUUGCCGAGAAACGCGCCAAUAAAGCCGUGGAAGAGGCAAAGGAUCACAGAGCGAACGAGACUCUGAGACGGAAGGCAGGAAAGGACAUCAACAAACUCAGGGAGGAAGUGCAAGCUAAGGAGGCGAUCAAGGAAGCUGAGAAGAAGAAACGAGAGAAGAUCGAGGACGCGAAGGCCAAAGCAGCUGUCAAAGCCCAGAUCGAGGCCGACAAGAAAGCGCGCGCCGAGAAGGCAGCAAGGGAGAAAGCGCUAAGAGAAGGGAAAGCCAUCGUCGACGCUUCAGCCUCUUCUGGCCCUUCGACUACACCAGCCGCUGUUGCCGCGUCCGCGGUUGCAGGGAAGGACUUUAAAGAGACUAGACUUCAGAUUCGGCUCUCCACUGGUGGCCAACCUUAUACGACAACUCUGCCAUCUGAGUCUUCACUGCGUGAAGUCGCAGAAUUCCUCGCUGCCCAGGUGAUCACCAUCGAUGUUGACACGGUCACUUUCGCUCAGCACUUCCCAAGGAAACCCUUCACUCAAGCGGACUUCUCGAAGUCGCUGAAAGACCUUGGUCUGACUCCUUCCGCCGUCCUUAUUGCCACUCCCUAA